Messenger RNA from Scophthalmus maximus (turbot), 1722 nucleotides. RefSeq names its product elongation of very long chain fatty acids protein 6-like. The transcript is spliced from 4 exons. Bases 160 to 1002 code for a protein of 280 amino acids. Gene Ontology annotation, cellular component: endoplasmic reticulum membrane. Gene Ontology annotation, molecular function: fatty acid elongase activity. Gene Ontology annotation, biological process: fatty acid elongation, saturated fatty acid; very long-chain fatty acid biosynthetic process; sphingolipid biosynthetic process. The record is from RefSeq and is a predicted model, not a curated record. NCBI's taxonomy places the organism in Eukaryota, Metazoa, Chordata, Actinopteri, Pleuronectiformes, Scophthalmidae.
GAAAACAUGAAUGAAACAGGUGUUUCCUCGAGGCCCCGCCCCCUGAUGACGGGCUUUAAUUAGACAGGUGAGACAGGUGAGGCAGCAUCAGUCUCUCCGGGACACGGACACGAUCCUUCCUCCUCCUCCUCCUCCUCCUCUCGCUCCUCACGCACCGACAUGAACUUCACCGGGACCGGGACCGGGUUCGGGUCCGGGACCGACUCGCUGCUGCCGCUGACCGAGUUCAGCUUCGAGCGGCGGUUCGACGACACCGGAGCGAUCCGCUGGAUGAAGGAGAACUGGAACAAGUCGUUCGUGUUUUGUGCUCUUUACGCCGCCCUGGUGUUCGCGGGUCAGAACUACAUGAGGCCUCGACCCAAACUGAACCUGCGGCGACCGCUCGUCCUCUGGUCACUGAGCCUGGCUCUGUUCAGCAUCAUCGGUUCGGUGCGAACCGGUUCUUACAUGUUCCACGUUCUGAGCAGCAGCGGCUUCAGACAGUCGGUCUGUGAUCAGAGCUUCUACAUCGGACCGGUCAGCAAGUUCUGGGCCUACGCCUUCGUCCUGAGCAAAGCUCCGGAGCUCGGCGACACAGCGUUCAUCGUGCUCAGGAAGCAGAAGCUGCUCUUCCUCCACUGGUACCACCACAUCACAGUUCUGCUCUACUCCUGGUUCUCCUACAAGGACCUGGUCGCAGGCGGCGGCUGGUUCAUGACCAUGAACUACACGGUGCACGCGCUCAUGUACAGCUACUACGCGGCACGCGCCGCCGGCCUGCGCGUGCCGCGGCCCUUCGCCGUGCUGAUCACCAGCGCUCAGAUUACCCAGAUGGCCAUGGGGCUGACGGUGUGCGUGCUGGUGUACGGCUGGAUGCCGCAGGGCGACUGUCCGUCACGCGUCGACAACAUCGUGUGGGCGUCGCUCAUGUACCUGAGCUACCUGCUGCUCUUCUCCAACUUCUUCUACCAGACGUACCUGCGUCACCGCGACGACGACGCCCGGACGCACAAGAGCGAGUAGGACGUCCGAUGAACCGAUCGAUCAUCAGAACAUCUGAUCAGAUUAUUGAUCCAGUGACUCAACACUCAUUUUAACAAAGGUUCAAGCUUUCAACUUUUUAAAAUCAAACUGACGUGAAAACUACAGCACGUUAAAUGUCAGAGGUCAGUUACACGUUCACUCUCACACGCACGCACGGUCCAGCUGGCUCCGCCUCCUCCCACUGGCCCCGCCUCCUCGUCUCACCGGGUGUUUGACGACAUUGUCCUUAAGAUGAUUUCACUCAUAAAACCAAAGAUGAUUUUCACUAUUUAUCACUUAUUGUAUUUAAUCGGAUCAAUACAAACAUUGAUUUAUCAUAUUGAUUAUUUUCCUCUGAAUCAUGAUGUGAACUUUCUGAUCAAACAGGUGCUUUUAUGUUAUUAAUCAAUUGUUCCAGUUAAAUUUCAGGUGGUUUGAAAUGAUUGACAGAUGUCACCAUGGAAACAGUUCCUUAAAGUAUUUAUUGGUUAUUGUUACUGUAUUGUUGAGACGUAUGAAGGCUGCUGAUUGGCUGCUGGACGAAUUUCAACACGUUUUUAUAUUUAUGUCUGGAUCACACGGUGAAAAUUUAUCUUCAUCGAUCGUGUUCUCAGUGUUCGACUGUCUGAGUUCGACUCGUCACAGGAGACGAGUCACAUGACGACAAACAAACGUCUGUAAUAAAAAAAAUAUUUAUGAUAAUAAAGAAACAUUUUAAUA